Messenger RNA from Engraulis encrasicolus (European anchovy), 3657 nucleotides. RefSeq names its product nucleolar protein with MIF4G domain 1 (gene nom1). The coding region runs from base 240 to 2909 and encodes 889 amino acids. NCBI's taxonomy places the organism in Eukaryota, Metazoa, Chordata, Actinopteri, Clupeiformes, Engraulidae. Gene Ontology annotation, cellular component: nucleolus. The record is from RefSeq and is a predicted model, not a curated record. The transcript is spliced from 12 exons. Gene Ontology annotation, biological process: ribosomal small subunit biogenesis. Gene Ontology annotation, molecular function: protein binding; RNA binding.
ACUAGUGAUCCAGUGAUGGCGACCUCCUGUUCCUCACAUGUCUUGCUUUUACUUUCUUUAAAUUGUUGACUUUUCCCAAAGAGUUAAGAGAUUGUGGUAUUUUGAUUGGCAUUCACGGGAGAAACGGCAAACAAUUUUGUUCUGCAAUUCAGGAGACAAACAGCAUUGCAUAAACUACACGGCACAUUGAGGAGUGAAACGUGUCUCAAUGAUAGCUAUUUGACAUAGCUAACGUAAACAUGAAACCCAAAGGAAGGCCAGGUAAGAGGAAGGGAGGUAAGUUUAAAUCAGACGACAUGCUUCAACGAUUUAAAACAUCGGUUCAAGGUUAUGUUGAGCGGAAAGCUGGUGGUGCUGAAACAGCCGAGCAGGAUCCAAGGUUUAACUUUGUCGCGAAGAAAAGCCGAAAGGAGAUGCGUAAAGAGAAACGCAAAAUGAAAAAGGCAAAAAUGAGAGACCAUCACAUGAAGCAUGCCGUUUCCACAGCUGUCACUGAAGUACAGCAAGUACAAAACAGUUCCCUGCCAGCAGGGAAGAAGCAAGGCAAGGGCCUGACAGGUGAAACCAAAAAAGCAACUGCAGACAACACGACCUCCCCCAAAGAGGAGAAAAAGAAGGCAAAAGAAAAGAAGGAGAACGCACACGUGGACUCAAAGGUCUUAAUGGCUCAGGAGAGACAACAGUAUCAGUUGCCGCUCAAUAAAAAGAAUAAGCAGUCUUUAAUCGACGCCAACGUCGACGAAGACAAAGAAAUCAAGAGACUGGAGAAACUUCUGGGGCUCAAUAAAAGGAGAAACAAACAGACUCUUCCUCAGUCUUUUGCUGCAGAGGGACUCGACUACAUUUUAGGCGUUUUGGAUGCAGGAGCUGCGGGUAUGGACGAUAGUGAUGAUGAAGAAACUGCUGACAAAGCGAAAGAUAAGUUGAAAAAACUGGAGAACAGUGAAUCAGACAUGUCGGAGGAGGAUGAUGAUGAUGAUGAUGAUGAUGGACUAGACGAUAUCCUUGAGGGGGAUAGUGAAGAAGAUGAUGAGGAGGAGGAAGAAGAGGAGCAGGAUGAGGAGGAGGGAGAUGAGGAAGAGGAGGGUGGGGUAGACAUAAUGGAUUACAUUGAAGAGGAGGAUGAGGAAGAGGAGAGUCGGGUAGACAUAAUGGAUACCAUUGUAGAGGAGGAUGAGGAAGAGGAGGAGGAGGAUAAGGACAAGGAAGGUGAUGCGAUGGAGGAAGAUGCUGCCGAUGAGUCUGUGGAGGAAGGCACCAGAGACCACCCCAGUGCAGAGGACCAGAGCACAUCUGAUGAACACAACAAAACAGCCAGUUUGCCAUCGGGGAAGUACAUCCCCCCUCAACUACGAGGAGCAAUGGACAGCAAGCGCAAAGCUGAGUUGGAGAAACUGAAGAAGAGUGUGAAAGGACUGGUGAACAGGCUGAGCGAGGCCAACCUGCCGUCCAUCAGUGGCCAGCUGGAGGAGCUGUACAUGACCAGCAGCAGGAAGGACAUGAGUGACACCCUGACGGACAUCCUGCUGGCAGCCUGUGUCACCCCCGCCCUCAUGCCCGACAGGCUUCUGAUGGAGCAUAUUCUCCUGGUCAGUGUGCUGCAUUACACUGUGGGCCUGGAGGUAGGGGCCCAGUUUCUGGAGACGGUGGUGCGCAAGUUUGACGAACUGUACCGUCAGCAGCCGCGGGAGGGUAAGGAGUGUGAUAACCUGGUCGCCAUGGUGGCCCACCUCUACAACUUCCAGGUGGUGCACUCUCUCCUCAUCUUCGACAUCCUCAAGAGGCUGCUGGGAGCCUUCUCGGAGAAGGACAUCGAGCUGGCGCUGUUCCUGCUGAAGACGGUGGGAUUCGCCCUGAGGAAGGACGAUCCCCUGGCCCUCAAGGAGCUCAUCACAGAGGCCCAGCGCAAGGCCAGCGACGCCGGGGCCAAGUUCAAAGAUCAGACCCGGGUGCGCUUCAUGCUGGAGACUAUGAUGGCCCUGAAGAACAAUGACAUGCGGAAGAUUCCGGGCUAUGACCCAGAACCCGUGGAGAAACUCAGGAAACUGCAAAGGACUCUGAUCCAUCGCACGGCUUCAGGCAGUGACGUGAAGCUGCGGGUGUCCCUGGAGAAUCUUCUGGAAGCAGAGCAGGUGGGCCGCUGGUGGAUAGUGGGCUCCUCCUGGAGCGGCGCCCCCAUGAUUGGAGACAGUAGCAGCAAGGCCACACCACAGACCUCCACCUCAGCUGGACAGUUCAGUGCUAAGGUGCUGGAUCUUGCAAGGAAACAGAGGAUGAACACAGACAUCAGGAGGAACAUCUUCUGUGUCAUUAUGACCAGUGAAGACUACCUGGAUGCCUUUGAGAAACUACUGAGGCUGGGCUUGAAAGACCAGCAGGAGCGGGAGAUUGUCCAUGUCCUCGUCGACUGCUGUCUUCAGGAGAAGGCCUUCAACGCCUUCUACGCCGUCCUGGCAGACAAGUUCUGCUCUCACGAUCGACGCUUUCAGAUGACGUUCCAGUUCACGCUGUGGGAUAAGUUCAAGGAGCUGGCUAACCUCUCCAACAGCACCUUUAGCAACCUGGUGCAGCUGGUCUCUCGCCUGCUGCAGAAGAAGAGCCUCUCCAUCGCCAUUCUCAAGGCCAUUGAGUUUGGGGAACUGGACAAGCCCAAAGUGAAGUUCCUACGCCAGGUUCUCACUAAACUCCUAAAGGAAACCGAACCAGAGGACCUGAUCAACAUAUUUGGAAGGAUCUCCGGCGUUCCCAAGCUUGGAAUGCUUCGUGAAGGUUUGAAGCUGUUCAUCAGCCACUUCCUGCUGAAGAACGCCCAGUCUUUGGAGAACGCCGAGCAGGCCAAGCUGCUGACCGAGAGGGCAGAGGUCGCCACCAAGGCCAUGGAGGCCAGAGAGGCCAAACUCAAACUGUAAAACGUGUCACGUGACACACACACACACACACACACACUGUAAAACAUGACACACACACACCCGGAGAGGCCAAAUUCAAACUGUAAAAUGUGUCACACACAUGCUCACAUUCACACUCAAUGGACCUACAGAUGGACAAUUCAGACGGAGGCAUUCAAUGGACCUUCAGACAGACAGAGGCACUCAAGACACUCACUGGACCUAGAAAAACAAAGAAAGAAUGAGUCUCUGUUUCGUCUGUCUGCUAUACACAGAGGGCACGCGAACAAAGAGGACUGCUUGUCUUAAGGACUUCUCCAGGUAGUCCAUUCAGCUGCUCUUGUCCCUUGAAGUUUAAAAUGGAAGAAAUGAACAACAACGCCCAGAAUUUGAUGUGGUUUUACAGUGGCAUUCAUAGUAAAAUCAUAUCCUGUCGCAUUAUGUAAUGUGGAAGACAUUUUUCCUUUGUUUUAUAAGGAAUAUAACAAUUUCGCAGUCUAAAUAUGGACAAUGAUACCUGUCAGAUAUUGUAUGGUUUUCUAAAAGUGUGUUUUAAACCUCGGAUUGUUAUAAAACAGAAGAACUAAAUACUAUUUUUAAGGCUUUUUAAUUACAUGGAUUGCUGUGAAUGAUUGUGGUUCUGUGUCUGAAAGAAAGUUGACGAUCGUGUCCGAUAGAUCUGUUAUGUUGCAAACAGGAGUAUCUGUUUAAAGACCUCUACUUUGAUUAAAGUGUGAAAGUAUGUCUUUGCAAAGGGCAGCACAUAAUA